Molecule: messenger RNA, 3905 nt
Organism: Exophiala oligosperma
Lineage: Eukaryota; Fungi; Ascomycota; Eurotiomycetes; Chaetothyriales; Herpotrichiellaceae
Exons: 2
Coding region: 805-3804 (999 amino acids)
Source: RefSeq, a predicted model, not a curated record
CAUUGAUUUGCUUCUCUCACCAAAACCUCCUUCUCCCCGCGAGGUCUGAAACGAUGCUAGUAACAUGGCCCUCGACCAACCUUUCAGGGUUAGUGAGGCCAAUCUAUUGCAUGAUUCCUGAACCACGCGGUGUGUGUCUCCAUGGCUUAUGUACGGAGUACGGAGUGAUGACUUUGGCGAAUCUGCAUCUCGUUGUUGAUCCUCGUCUUUCUUCUUGCCUUGACCUCCUCGCCAGACCCGUGUUCGCUUGUGAUCUCAAGACAUACGAGUACUGUUUGUACAAGAACGAUCUGCAGUCCGAGCACGACUUCACAUCUCGGCCCGCUCUCUGCUACUGACUCGAGUCACGUCAAUUUCCCUUGGCCUCGCUUGCGGUGCUGUACGUACCUUGCUGUAUCGUGCUCCUCCUCAUUGCCCUUGUGGCUUGUGACGCGACUGCGAACUCUGAAUUCCUUCGUUUCCACCCGCGGCAGAUCAUACUCAAGUCCUCACACGCAGAGAAUUGUCGAGGCAAGCCUACUUCCAACGUCGACCCAGGGGCUUUGCAGAACUUCCAUCAUCCUCCACCACCUUCAUCUGGAAGAACGGUCCGUCCUAGCACAUCGAAAAGAGCACGGAUACGAGAAUUACGAACAUUUGGAGGUCUGCAGCAGCAGCAGUCGAGGGAAAAGCAAUGGUGCUGCUUCAAAGAUGAACAAGAGGUGGAAAGCCAUACGCUGUGUUUGGACAGGAACACCAUCAGCUUGUUGUACCUGAUAUCCUGUUCCAGCUGGGAAGGAUCUCAGAAGUAGACUUAUCUGAGACAUGUCAAUCGACAAAGCUAACCAUGGCGGCGAGACGCUCGUGCGUCCACCUACCCAUCCGGUUCCGCAGCUUCAGAAGCCAUUUGAAGAAUCAAUGGUCGAAUCGGUUGAUGACCAGGCCGAUCAAGAAGUGCCCAUGGAUGCCAUGGCCAGAAGGACCAUACUGCUCGAAGGAACAAGGUACGAAAGAGUGAUUGCAGGAAGAUGGAGGCAGAAACCAGGAGAAAAAUACCAUCCACUUUGGAAAUUGGUUGCGCAAAUGUCCUUCGGGAUGCACUUGUUGGCCGAAAACAUGGCUAUAUCUGAAGAAGAAGUCAUGCGCAUUCUGCAGUCUCACGUCGACGAUAUCGACGGCUUUCUAGAGCGGACGACGGAAGAUUUCGAUCUCGCCCAGAGCGACAUCCAUGAGCGGAUACGAUGUCUUAAAUUGCCCCUAUCCCACGGAGAGGUCUUUGAUCGUAUGUUGGAGGACCGUGUAUUUCGAGCCUCAAUUCUGGACGGAAAUGAGAAGAUCGACCAUGUAAUCAGCCGGACGAAGAGAGCAGCAAAGGAUGCGCUCAAAGACGUACAGAAAGGGUUCGAUGCUACAAAUGUUCUGGAGAAAUAUCUUACGAAACUUAACUCAGCCUGGACAAGGGAAUCACCAGAGCACGAAGCUGUUCUUGUUGCCAUGCUCGGCAAUGCAGAGGGUUGGCGGCGUGCGUUUCUCGAAUUGCACCUGCAGGGCAACAAAUUGACAGGUUCGUUGAAGAAAUUGGCAGAGGUCGUCGCAGAGAUGGAACGUAGAGCAGCCAUUGUGAGCCGCAAUCAGGUGGCACGAGCUCAAAAAUCGAGACAUAUUAGUGCCCAGAAGAGCAAUCAUGCCAAUUCGCAGGGUGGCUCAAUCGCUAGCCAGAAGCCGUUGCCGAUUGAGCCUGGGCGUCAUCAUAGGUCGAAGAACUCAUCUCACAGCACUCAGAUGUCUGGACUUUCAAGUCGACCUGAUAGUCGCCACGAUUCUAGUCGAGGAGCCACCUCGCAUUCCUCUCUCGGGCCUGGAUCGCGUCCUUCAACGGCCUCGAAAAGGCCUGCCAAACAAGACCUUCAAUCCCUCCCUCCUGCGAUCAGCUCCAAAGGUCCCAACAAGUCCCGUGCGGCGAAUGAUAACGAUAUCGAACGCAGCUUGAAUGGGUAUCUUAAGCAAGCAGGUGACCUCCACCCGAUCGAGCUCCCAGCAGAUGUUCCUGAGAAUGUGCUUCGGCAAGCUCCUGUGUCAAUCAAGAACCGUCUGAGUAUCACCCUCGGCCUUAAACCCAAAGAUAAUUCAGACCAUCGAAUAUCUAGUAUCUAUUACCCUAGGGCGUUGGGCGACCUCCUGAAGACUCGGCCAAUGUCUGGCUUGUUAUUAACACCGCGAUCGAUGGCAGCAAAAGGCACAGCCGUGCAUGCAGUCAGCUCUCCAACAGCUAUGUCUCAUGCUGAGACGGAUUACUAUAGUUCAUAUGAGAGGAGUCCUUCGAUUGGAGUUGUCACUCCAGAUAAUAGCAGCCGGAAGGAAAUGAAUUCUACCAAGACCUCUCCACGAGUCACGAGAUCUUCAACCCUUGGGUCGAUCGUGGUAUCAGCCUCAGGAACGCGCCGCUCAUCGACUCCAAACCCGGCCUUCACUUCACAUUCAGCUGUAAUGGCAAUGGCCACCCCUCCAUCAGAGCUGCCCACCGAAUCGCCACGAGAAGAGAGCACUGCAGCAUCAGAGGCCCGGAAACUUUCACAGUCCCAGCCCUCAAGUUUGGGUGAACCCGGCCCUGAGUUGCCAGAAGGCGCAACCAACAGGACAAGGUCAACUUCGGACCCUAUAUUGCUUGUCAAUACCUGUGUUGUGACUGUCUCGGUUCAGCCGGCCUCUGCCGAAGAAGAGACGUUCGCUGCCGCCGGGCAGAAGGCUGUAGAUACUACAUCUUCGAAAGAGGAAUCACCCGCUAACAAGGCCGAUGCCCAAACCGUCACUGAAACCUCUGAUAUAGCAGAUCAAGCCGAUGUCAAUACGAAGAUGGCACAGACGACAAGAAAUGAGGUGGAAAAAGCUGGUGGUGUACAGGUGGUCCCAGCAGCAGAUUCACCCAAAAAGACAGAAACCACACAGAGACAAUUUGUGGCUGAACUGGAGGCUCCAGUCCCAGUAUCCCAUGGUCCAACUGCCCAUAAAGAGUUUGGCCCUGCUGAGCUGGAAGCACCGCAGCGAACUUUCAGACUCCCUCCGAGGCCAACUGCAACUGUGACGAACCCUGAGAAAGAAGUCCCCCGAGCCAGCAUCCACAAUUUAGACGACUUCUUCAAGCUCCCUAGUAAGAUGACACUCAGACCAGGGAUGAAGCCAAUGGACUUUGACGAGGCGGAUGGCCAGGAACCGAUUCGCCCUUUGAAGUUGGAGCUGGCGAAGAGAGACGGGAAAAUCGUGCCUGUACAGGUCAAGGACAACAGAUCAGGUCAUGGUACGGACAAUUCUGCCUCGACUCUCAGGCUCAUGGCUGUUGCCGACAUUAUUAAGACAGUGUCCCACACGCCCCCGGGUUCGCCCAUCCACGCCAGGUCUAAUUCCUGGGCAUCGACGAAUUCAGCACAGCGGUGGUCGCACCGGUCUUCGCGAUCCCUGGGGCCACCGGCGCAAGCACGACCGCCUCCGGGGCCCGGUGGCCGACCAAUGGUCAACCCGGAUUUUGCAAGUGCCGGGCAAUUCGAGGGUGAGCGUAAGCAGAGAAAGAAAAGCACCCUUGGGAGCAAGAGUGGUUGGAAGACAUUCUUCAGCGGCGGUGGUCCCGCAGGCGUUGAACGACCCAGCCUGUCGAUCACAACCAGCCAACCGACGGUCGAGGCUCCUCCUGCCAUCAAACCUCGACCGAGUUCUGAGGCCGUUGCUCGAGCACCUGACAUGCUUGCUGCAACAGCAGCAGGAGGCAAGGAGGUGCCCUGGUUCAAAGGGAACAUGAAGCGGAAAAAGAGAAAAGGGAAUUCGUUGGCCUAAGGACACAUGCUUUUGUAGUAUUUCCUUCUGUUUUGAGAGACCUUGGAGAUGUUAUGAUAUAUACCUUUGCACUAUCAGUGUAGUAUAAUAGAGACCUACCU